Cydia pomonella (codling moth) is the source of this 16787-nucleotide messenger RNA. RefSeq names its product tyrosine-protein kinase Abl (gene Abl). Gene Ontology annotation, molecular function: protein binding; ATP binding; protein tyrosine kinase activity. The transcript has 19 exons. Gene Ontology annotation, biological process: protein phosphorylation. The coding region runs from base 375 to 3878 and encodes 1167 amino acids. Lineage: Eukaryota; Metazoa; Arthropoda; Insecta; Lepidoptera; Tortricidae. The record is from RefSeq and is a predicted model, not a curated record.
AUUCCAACAUUGAACCAUGAACAUCCAACAAUUGCCGAUGUUAAAAAUGCGCGUGAAUGGUUGCUUUACCGACAGUGCUGCCACCAUCGGCAAAACCAGGAAACAAAAAAAUCGACGUCAAACAUGUCAGACACAUAAUGGCGGAGGUUGUGUUGUUUUUUACAGCCAGUCAGCCCCGGUAAUGAUUUUUCGUCAAAUUACGCUAUCAAACUCAAAGUAUGCGCGGUUAAUGAUAGAGUUUUAUUCAAACGUUGUCUAUUGACUUUAUAGCGUCGAGGUAUUUAAUAUACUAUAAUGAAAUUAAGUUUGGUGCUGUCGCGUUGGUUUUAUUGAAUUAGAGUGGUGGGUUGUGUUUGGGACGGUGCGGCGGUGCCAUGGGGGCCCAGCAAGCGAAGGAGCGCGGGACCUCGAGCGGGGCUUCGAUGCGUUCCGCGAGAUGCAAGCCCCGCGUGCCCAAGGACCCCCGCAUUCUUGGCUCGAACAUUUUCACUGAACACAGCGAAGCCCUGCUCCAGAGCCGGCCGCUGCCUCACAUCCCGGACCUACCGGACGGCGAGACCGCACCUGCCACCCCGCAGCCCCUCGACACCGCCAACAGAUGGACAUCCAAAGAGAAUCUCCUCGCUCACCACGAGGAGGACGAUCCGCAGCUGUUCGUCGCCCUCUACGACUUCCAAGCUGGCGGGGAGAACCAGCUCAGCCUGAAGAAAGGCGAACAAGUGCGCAUAAUGAGCUACAACGCCUCGGGCGAGUGGUGCGAGGCGCACACGCUGAGCGGCGCGCUGGGCUGGGUGCCGAGCAACUACGUGACGCCGGUGAACUCGCUCGAGAAGCACUCGUGGUACCACGGGCCCAUCUCACGGAACGCCGCCGAGUAUCUGCUCUCGUCGGGGAUCAAUGGCAGUUUCCUGGUCCGCGAGUCGGAGUCUAGUCCGGGCCAGAGGAGCAUAUCGCUGCGGUACGAGGGCCGAGUGUAUCACUACAGAAUCAACGAGGAUUCUGACGGAAAGGUGUACGUGACAUCGGAGUCCAAAUUCGGCACACUAGCCGAACUAGUCCACCACCACUCCGUCCUCGGAGACGGACUUAUCACCCAACUGCUCUACCCGGCACCCAAGCGGAACAAGCCCACCGUGUUUCCUCUCGCCCCGCCCGACCAGUGGGAGAUCGACCGCACCGAUAUCGUGAUGAAGCACAAACUAGGAGGUGGGCAGUAUGGCGACGUAUACGAGGCUGGUUGGAAGAAGUUUAACAUAACGGUCGCCGUGAAAACUCUAAAAGACGACACGAUGGCCCUUAAAGACUUCCUCGAAGAGGCUGCAAUUAUGAAAGAAAUGCGACACCGGAACCUAGUCAAACUCCUCGGCGUGUGCACAAGAGAACCACCCUUCUACAUCAUCACCGAGUUCAUGUCUCGGGGGAAUCUGCUGGAUUACUUGAGGAACGGCAACCGGCAGCAGAUCGACGCGGUGGUGCUCAUGUACAUGGCCACGCAGAUCGCCGAGGGCAUGAGCUAUUUGGAGAGCAGGAGCUUCAUACACAGGGACCUCGCAGCCCGCAACUGCCUAGUAGGCGAAAGCCACCUGGUCAAAGUGGCCGACUUCGGCCUCGCCCGUCUCAUGCGAGACGACACUUACACCGCCCACGCCGGCGCCAAGUUCCCCAUCAAAUGGACGGCGCCAGAAGGCCUGGCUUAUAAUACGUUCAGCACCAAAUCUGAUGUCUGGGCCUUCGGGAUUCUACUGUGGGAGAUAGCCACUUAUGGAAUGUCGCCAUACCCCGGAGUGGACUUGGCGGAUGUCUAUCAUAUGCUUGAGAAGGGCUACCGUAUGGAGUGUCCCCCCGGCUGCCCGCCGGCCGUGUACGAGCUCAUGCGUCGCUGCUGGCAGUGGAACGCCCCCGACCGCCCCACCUUCCACAAGAUCCACCACGACCUGGAGCACAUGUUCCAGGACAACAGCAUCACCGAGGAGGUGGAAAAGCAACUGCAAGAGGGCGGAGCCUCCACGGGCACUCCACAGAUGUCCCUAAAGAAGACCGGCGGUGAUGCGGCACGCGUUCAGAUGCGGCGGCCUACCAACCGGCGUGGCAAACAAGCACCAACUCCACCUAAGCGGACCAGUUUACUUUCGUCGUGCAGCUCGUUUCGCGAGUCGCAAUACAACACCGAGGAGCAGCAGGACGACGGGCUGGCGUCGCUCAACGGUACUGGUGGUCGAAAUGGGCGGGGGGCGCGGGCUCGGGAAGCGUCCUCCGAGGGGUCGCUCGCGGAAGCGACCCCCGACACUGACGAGAGCGGGGGCGCGGCGGCGGGGGGCGAGCACAGGCACCGCGCCAAGCGCCGGCACAACCAGCCCGAACAGAAGCAAGGCGUCCAAGUAGCGGCCCUAGAGGUCCAGAACGUGAAGCGGGCCAUCAACCGCUACGGGACCCUGCCCAAGGGCGCCCGCAUCGGCGCCUACCUCGAGUCCCUACGACAGUCAGGAGGCGCCGCGUCCGUCACCCGAGAACCCGAGGAAGCCCGAUCCUUGUCCCCUCGCACCCGAGCCCAACCACACAUGAUCCGCUCCAACUCCUCAGGAGGAGUCACCGCCCCUGCCCCUGCAUCCCCACGCUCAAACAGAGCCCCAUUACGAUCUUUUAAUAGCCCUGCGAAACCCCGCCCCCGUCUAGCAGAACUAGAAUUCCCUCCACCCCCACCAGAUCUUCCACCACCCCCAGAAGAAACACAACUCCCUCCACCCCCACCACCCGACGCCGAAGACGACCAAGAAGAAGAAAAAAGCCACAAGCAAACGAUGAAGGAAAUGCUUGAGCUCAAACUAGUAGCUGAAAUCAAAGAAAGAGCUGAUAAAAAGAAGCAUAAACUCAAAGACUCACCACCUCCUAAUGAUUUAGUCAUGCAGACUUCUUUCGGAGAUCCAGUGACCAGACUAGUCUCAGAGCUUUCUGAAAGCUUAAACAUGGAAGCGUUAAAGAAAUCUGAUAAAAAAGAGCAACCCAAAGAUAAAGAGACGGUAUCUCCUAUAGACCUCAAAGCGGGCUUAAGGAAAACCUCAUACAACAACGUUCAGAAGACUGAUGAGAAGCCGACGGACUUCAAAUCGCAACUCAAAAAGGUCGACAAGAAAGUCGCCGCCAAAGAGGAGGAAACGCGAUCGAUUAUAGACUUUAAAUCUCGCUUACGGAAGGUCGAUAGUUCAACGCCAGCUACGAACGGAACGAAAAAUUCCCCCGACCAGGAUUCAAAAAAGAGUGAUGAACGCAAAUCGGACUCGGGCUCUUUAGAGACAGAGGAAGAGGAUAAAAGAAGGAGCACAGGGAGCAUUAGUAGCUUGAAGAAAUUGUGGGAGAAUAAGGAGUCUGAUGAGAGAUUGAGUCCAAAGUUGAAGCCGAGGGGAGAUGACAGCGAGGAGACUUCUCCUGAAGAACGCACCAGCCAUAUAGGCAGGAGCGGUAGCGUCUGCAAGAGGGACGAGAAACCUGCAGUCCCGAGCAAGCCGGCAGUAAAGUGCCGCCCCCUAAAGGGUGGUAUCUACGCCACCCCCAUCAGCAGCGAGGAGGCGGAGGAGGACGCGCUCGCCAGGCUCCGGUCGUCCUUGGAGAGCUGCACUAAUGAUGUCCGUCGCGGCUGCACGGGCGGCGGGCGCGGCUCCCUCUGGCGCCUAACGACGUCCGAGCGGCUCGCGAGCCUCGGGGCGGCCUGCACCGCGGCCGCGGUCGCAGCCCCGCCGCAGCUGCGGGUGCAGCUGCGCGCCGCCGCCGCCAGAUUGGAGAGCGAGGCGCGAGCCCUAGCGUCGCCCGCGCCGCCCGCGCAUCACCUCGCCGAGGGCGUUGAGAAAGCCCUACGGGAGCUGCACGAUAUCGUUACUAGGUAAACAUCCUACGCUCCACUACGCCUUGGAAUCUUCGAGCACUGAGAUUUAACCCUUAGUGUAAUUAUACUCUUUCAGACUAUACCGAUAUAGUUUAAUACUAUGUAAGAACUAUUCCAGCUAUUUAUAUACAUCAUCUUACACAAAAUUUUACCUUAUGAACGCCAGGUGGUCAAGUGUUUGAGACGCCAUUAAAAACACACCAAGAUUUCAAGAUUGUGUUGGUAUGAACUGGAGUCUUUAAAUCUACUCAGUUUUCAGUUUUAGGGCGUCCGCUAGCUGGUGCGGUUGCACGUAGCGGGUGACCGGGUUCACGGAAAAUGGUAUGAGCGUUGCUAACUGGCGCGGACGCGGCGGAUUUUUCUACAAUGCCACCCGCGAUGUGCAUCCGCAUACGCUAGCGGACGCCCUUAGCAAGAGUAUUUUAGGCCGAUUUUUUAUUUAUUUGCCUAUUUUAUUCGUUAUUUUUCGAUAGAAUUACCUAUUCUGUACAAAAUGAGCGCAAUUUCACCGACUGUUAAAAAGAACAAAACAUUAUUCUGAGUUACGAAAACGUACGAUAUUUCGUAACUCAACGAAAAAUUACAUAUAUUUUUUAAGGACUAGUUUUGUGUUCGCAUUUAUUCCGUCCGGAAGGAGGAACGAAGGAUUCCGUUAUCAGUAGGGCUAAGAUGGUCUGUUUUUUGUCAUUUGUCACCAUGCCUGUCACGUUCUAACAAGUAUGUAAGUGCAAAAGUGACACAUGACAUGACAAGUGAUCAAAAUGCGACCGUGGUACACCGCAAAGUGCAAACAUAGAAAUAAUUUCUGAUUAUAAAUCACACUCCAAAGCUUAUGUUUCGUUUCUAAUAAGAUUAGAUUAACUACCCAUGGCUAUACAAAUGAUAAAUCCAAAAUUCGCCACUGGAAAUUGAACCUAUAGUGCAGGGAAUAGAGUUUGAAAAUUGAUCGAAACAAAACAAUUGCAAACUCUGUUCCAAUUUAAAAUGACUUAAAUUUCAUCGAACCGAAUAAGUACUAUAGAUAGGCCCUUAGGCCUCGAGAGUUUAAUAUUAUCUUUCGGAAUUUGUUCUUCAUAAAGAACUCAGGGUAUUCCUGAAUUUGUGUCUUGGCCAUUACCAACCAAAAGGGUACUUAUUAUCGGUUGUCGGUAAAGCUUCAAUUUUAAAUGGAACGGACAAUGUGGUACCUUUUAGUUGAAAACGUCACCGUUGAGUCUAAAAAGUGGACUGUAAAGACUCGGUUCUACCAACACUACAUAUUUUAUAUAAGUGCUUUAACAUUUGUGAAAUGGUAUCUAACAUAAUGGUGCGUAUACAUCAGCGUGAAAAAGGUUAAGGCAUAGGAAUGUUUUGCAUUAUACUUGUUUAGAUUUCGGCCUGUAUUUAAAUUUGAUCUCAAAUAUAAAAAUAAAAGGAAGACAUUACACUUAACGUCUCAUUGCCCACUAAUAGUCCUUUGAAUUUGAAAUCAAUAGUGAAGGAAAUAUGAUUGUUUUUUUUUGUUUUGAUAUCGAACGAAACAAAAGAAAUUCAAUGUUUUCGAAAUUGAAAUUGGUUCAAGUUGCAUUGAAGUAAUUAAUUCUAUAGGUAGGACAGUGGGCCUUACGAAUUUAAUAUCAUUUAAUAUCAUGCAUAAAUAAUAAUUUAAUUAUUGUUAUUUGUGACGCAUUUUGUGUCAUUGCGUAUAAUACAAGUAUGAUUGGAAUUUGUGUUAUUUUAUAUUUAAAAAAAAAACAGGUAUUAUAUACUAGUAUUCCUUCACUGAAAAAAGUAUUCAUAUCAUUGUUCAUUAUAUUUAUUUAUAUUAUUGUGUGAAACAAAACAUUUCUACAGACGCAUUCCUACAGUUAUCGAGCAAAGACUGAAACUGACAUUUACAUUCUGUCUAAGUUGUGACAAUAGCAAUAAGGCUGACUUUCCAUUGAGGCGGGCCGGAAUCAACCAAUAGUGGUAAUCCAGCGUGUCUCAUCUCAGCCUCAGUGGAGAGUCAUCCUAAGGUGCCAGGUAUGUCGGUAAAUGUGCUCGUAGAAAAAAGUUUAGAGCCCGUUUACACAUUUUAUUUCUAGUGCAAGAUCAUACAUUUGCUAAUAAACGCAAUGCCAAAAUCAUGAACGCGCACUAAAACAAUGUGUAUACAGGUCAUUUUUAUUUUUAUUUCGAUUUUUUUCGUCAGUAUUUGAUAAAAUUUGGAGUUCCUUAUGCUGUACAAUAUAAGCGCUAUUUCACCGUAUGUUUAACUGUUUAAGUACGGUGAUAUUGCGUUUUCUAGGGAAAACUUUUUCUGAGUGACGAUAAGGUAUGGAAUUUUCGUAACUCAACGACGACAAUACAUGGGCAAGCUAUUUAAAGUUAUACAGAUUUUCUUUUGUGUUGGAAUUGGGAAUUUUCAUGUUAUUUCUACUCAGGAACACAAGCUUUUUCUAUUUUUACUAAGAAAGUGUCCUCAAUAUGUUUUGGCGAUCGAAAGAAAAAAAAAUGCAGGAUAAAUUUUCAUACAUUAGUUAAUCAAUUAUCACAUUAUCUUUCGUAAAAUAUUUUUUCAUUUUCAUUUUCAAAAUACGAUAUUAAUCCAUGAAGUUGUACCUAAAGUGGAGGGCGCUCACACUUUUUUUGCCAUACGAAAUUGAACCUUAUCCCCGAGCUAGAAAGGUGUUGGUACCAAACUAGAGAAAAUGUACUAAAAGGUAUACAUUCGUGACAUUCACACAUUGAAUCCUUCCGCCAUUGCAGUGUCACAGCUGGUCGUCAGUUGCGCGGCCUCUGUCAAAUUGUUCCUCUAUGGCGGACACUUGUGUUUUCGUAUUAGGGUCGAAAAAGCUUGGGAUUCAGAGUGGAAAUAAUAUAAAAAUUCUAAUAUCUAAAAUGCGUUACAAAAUAUAAAAUACAACUUUAUUAUUACUUUUUUUUCGUGACAAUUUGUAAUUUCGUAUUUAUGCCGUCCAGUAGGGCUAAGAUGGUCGGCUCUUUAUCAUUUGCCACUAUGCCUGUCACGUUCUAUUAAAUAUGUAAGUGCGAAAGUGACAAGCAUAGUGACAAGUGAUAUAAGUGGAACCAUGCCACCGCUGAGCUCUUCCAACCAGCCAAAUUUUAUCCAAAUCUAACGAAAAAAAAUCGAUAGAAAUAAGUAGUUUUCUUCCAUAUUCGUGCGAGAGUGACAGUUGCCAACAUGCCAAUCGUUCGCCACGGAGCGUAAACGAUUGGCAUGUUGGCUACACGGGCUGUUGUUAUUGUCAUGGCAGAUGGCGUGUCUACGAUUAUUCUGUUUCGAUGCACUUGCGAGAUAGUACAAAAUGUUACAAACAAGUUAGUGUCUAUAGUGUUUACAUUAAGACAAUGCUGCGUAGAUGCUCAUCAAAAUUAAGUCAUUCACUGUAUUUACAUCUAACAUGGGCAACGGAAAAGAGUGUAGUGUUAUUUUUUAUCGAAAAAACGGAAAAUAUUGAGUUAAUUUAAUAAUUAUAGCUUCACAUCUAAGUGAAAGGCCUGGGUGGACGCUCGAGUUGGGCGUGCAGCGGGGCGUGCGGCGUGCAUAUUAAACAAAUGCAAACGUAUUGGAGCGGCCUUAGUGCACGCUGCUCACAUCACUCGUGAGCCCGACGCCACGCUGCACGCCUCGCCGAACGCUCCGCUACGAGCGUCCACUCAGGCCUGACACUCAUAGAAGGGUCAUUCUCAAGCCGCAAUAAAAAAAAUUGUAACAUACAGUAGGCGCUCGGUAUUCCGGCAAUUAGUGACUCAGGUGACAAGCUCUAUAAUCCGACAGUUUACACAGCCGAACGCCGGAUUACAAAGGUUGCAUUGAAUAAGUAAUUUAUUUUCUAUAUAUAUAUAUUUUCUAUAUACAACUUUUAUUUCCCAUACAAAUCCAAUAAUAAAUAAAAUAAAUAUUGUACAUCCGGUAUGUAUCUUUACCAACCACGUUGACUUUUUUUUAUUAAAUUUUUUUAGUUGAAUCAACUCAAAAUUUUCCAUGUUUAUGAAAAUAAGCAAACAAUGCACGCUUUUCUGGAUCGUUAUGAAAGAAACAUUAGAUUAAGUUUAAGUCCGUUUUAUAUGAAUUUGAAGUGUUUGGGUAUAUUUUUCCAAGUAUACUGAAAUACUAUACAAUAAAACUUAGAAAACUUGUUUAACUUACAACAAUUAUAUUAUCGUGACCAAAAAAACGAGAAUAUCAGCUUAAUUUUAAUAUUUAUUUACUAAAAAAUUGACCAACUUUGAUUAUUAUUUUUUAUUUAAACAAUGAUAUUAUAUAACUAUAGAUAGGUUGUACUCACACAUAAGGAGCAUAUAAAAUACUUCCAUAUUUAUUUCAUUCCGUCAUUAAAUGUACCGUACAUUUUAAACUUAUAUUAGGUUCGCCUUACCUUAAUCUAAAUUAUAUAAUGUGUCUUUCGGUGUACGCGAGCUCGUCAGCACGUGCACAAUUCUUGCUUGCCCAGGCGUGACUAAAGGCAACUUGUACAAGGUAAGCGCUUCCAUUUUGGAACGCCUGUAACCUAUCUGGAGUUAUAAUGUCAUUGUAUUUAAAUAAAUUAUUUAGGCUUUUCACAAAAUAAAAAUUGUUGGUGUCACUUGAAAAAUACUUAUAAAACGGGCUUAUACGGGAUCUGAUACUGGUACUGAAAAGGUCUAUUCAUUUAUAAAUUAACGAAUGGACAGUAAUAUUUUACCUCAAGUUUAAACAGGUGAAAAAAAAAAUUAGGACGUCCGCUCGCUGGCGCGGGUUGCACGGAGCGGGUGAGCCGCGUUCGACGGAUUUUACUUACAAUGGCACCCGCGUGCGUGCGCCCGCGAAGUGCACCCGCACCAGCUAGCGGACGCCCUUAAAAUGACGAUAAGAAAAUAAAUAUAUCAUGUAGUAACUAUAAAAUUGGUGCCUUAUUAAUAAGUGAAUAGACCUCAGUAUCAUUCAUAAUAUUAAAUAUCGUCUGCAUAUAAAAUAAUUGCAACAGUUCCCAGUUCAUCAAUAGAAUUAUGUAAAAAUAUAAUAUGAUUUGAUAAAAAGGGAAAUAAUUUACCGAUGCAGAUGAUUUUUAAUUAAAUAUAUCGUUCAUUUUUCAGAGUACAAGUAUUAUGACGAUCAUGUCGGCCAUAUAUCGCUAUCUCUUUCAUGCAUCGCGAAACGUAGUAGGUAAAAUAUGUUGAUCCACAGUCUGUCAGGUUAGGUCAAGAAUGGGGAAAAAUGUUUUUUUUUUUUUUACGAGUAUUUUUCACAAAAAGUUACCAAGUGAGAAAUAAAUUAAAUUGAAACGAAAUUAUAAUAAUCAUGAUAUGUAAAAUACACCAUAAUUAUUUUACGUGUAUUUUUGCAUAAAAUAUAUCAGUCUAUUAUGACAUGGUUUUUAUAAUAUUUUAUUUAGUAUUAUCAAUUUCACAUAUAAGUUGCCCGAUAUAUAAUGUCAGGUUUUUUUUAAAGCGUAUUGCGUAGUAAUCAUAUUAUUCAUUUACGGACAGAGUGGAUCGACUUAAAUUCUAAGUUACCUUUUGUGAAAUCCGACAUAGCUUAGCUCCACCCUGUACAUAUCGAUUUUGAAAACACCAACAUUUAUAUCCCUACUGUUAUUUGGAAAGACUAUUACUAAAAUAUUGCUUAUUUUGCAUUAGGAUUUAAUUUUGUUUUUGACGCUUGACGCCACGUCUAACGUAGCUAAAUAUUUGUCGACGCUUCUAGCGUCAGUAAUGUCACUAUCGAGCGAUUUCGCUUUUCCUUCAGGGCGUUCAAGUCAUUGCGUUAGGGUUAAAGCGUACCUACGUAUUUUUGAAACAAAAGUUUAUUUUUAAAUUGCAUCACUAUUUCGAUUAAAAUAUCUCGCAUAAAAUACUAUUUUAGGUAAUCAUCAUUAUCAUUAUAUCAACACCGAAAAAAUAUGACAUUGAAUUACCACUUUUCUUGUAAUGCGUAGGAACAUUAUAAAAGGAUCCGUAAUGAUGUGUGAGAUACGUUUUUCCGCUAUGAUGUAAAUGUACACUCGCGAUUUUAAGGCCAAAUGUGCCCAGGACCUUCUUUAAAGCGAAAUUUGUCACCGUCUAUUUUCAUUAUUUUCACAAAUUUUUAAAUCAAACUGAAAAUACCAUUAACGGCCUGCGCGUAUCUCGUCUUAAUUAAUCAGCGUUUACAAGCCCCUAAGGGCCACUUGCGCCAUCCAGGGUUAGUUACUAACUCUGGAAUAACCCGUUAAACCCGGAGUUAUCAGUACAAUUUAACCCUGUGUGUUAACGGUUAAAUCCGAAUUCGUGGCUAACCUGGGAUGAUGCAAGUAGCCCUAAUACAUAUAUACAGAAGUAUGUAUAUGUACAUUCGCCCAUAGGCUGCUGUUUAAUAUAUAAUAAGGCGGCUAUAAUAAGGCUUGUUUGUCGUGGUAUAAAAAAAAAAAUCUACAAUUUACCUUUCAUAGGUAAGUGUGUGGUGGUCAAAAAUCUUCCGGUCAAGCUUCGGUUGUGCUGUUAAUACCUAGCAUAAAAAACGUUCUCGAAUAAAAUUCAAAAUGGUGACUAAUAGUAAAAAAGAGGUUAAAAUCAAAAUACAACAUGCAACUUCACGUGUUCCUAAAAAAAAGUUCAAAAUAGUCUUUCUAAAUGAGACCAGAAGUGUUCAGAAUCGAUAUAAGUGUAUGUAAGGGUUUUAUAAGGUAUUAUUAAGACUGAACAUGAAUUCGCCAAUGAAAUACGAUCGUUGGUUCGUGUAACUGGGAUCAGGCGGGGUAAGGAUGGCAAAAAUAUCUUAGCAUUAACGCCUUCAUAAAUAUCUUGAGGCCCGAAUACAGUCAGUGUCGAGGUAUUUUUGAGUGCAGUUACAAAGUAUUUUAAAGAAAUUUUUCCACCAACUACCAGUGACGUGCUAUGAUGAUUACUAUUUUGUAAUAUACGUUUGGUCUGGAUAUAGAAAGUUACACAAAUCUGCGUUUUAAGUUGGUAAAGGUUUUUAUUCAAAAUGAUACUAUACUAAUGUCAUACAGUAUACAGUUAAUAUGUACAAAAACUAAUAAAUAUUUACUUUAGUACUAUAAAGAACGUGUCAGAACCUAAAGGGCAGUACAGGAGACUCGUAUUUAAAAGCGUGGUGCGUCAACAUCAAUGACUGACUGUACAGUCACGUCUGAAAUUAUCGAUACGGACAAAGUACCAAAAUUAUGUGUACACCACCUUAGGAUAUGGGCAAUAAGCUCGUGUAUAUAUAUUUUUGGCACGUUGUCCGUAUCGAUAUUUUCAGACGUGACUGUAAUAUCUCAGGUGCUCAUAGUAUCAUUUUAAGUUGAAAGUAGAUACUUGUCAUGGUUGCAGGCAUCUUGGGAUCUUUUCGCUUUAACUGAGAGUUACUGAGGCGAAGUGAUUCAAAUCAAAGUUAAAUAUGACAAGGUCCCAAUUGUCCACGGUAAUAGAAACCGGAUUGUGAGAUUGGCGGAAAGCCUAAAUAAAAUAGAUCAAAAAAUAAGAAAUUAAUAUAAAUAAGUGAAAUUUUUAUUAUUAAGUUACUAUUAAAUUAAUCCACAUGAUUUCCGACCGUAUUGCGUAGUUUAUAGAGUUUGUUUUUCAGUGCCAAAUAGUAUGUUUAAACAGAUAAUUUAGUGGAGCUGCUCAUUUCAACUGGAGGUAUUACUAGACAAUUAAAUAUGAAUAUUCCUAUGAAAAUCCUGGCGUAGCUAUUGAUUUUGCCAUGGUAUCUGGUUGACGCUAAUCGCAGCAAACGGCGUCAAAUUGUAAGGGAAAACAAAUAGCUAUCUCGUUGUCGCCGUACGUAGCGUGCAGCGUUAGCCAGAGACUAAGGCAUACGUCUAGGAAUUCUGUUAAGUGAUGGGAAAAUUCCUAAUUACGAUCAUUUCGGAUUAGGCUAUUAAUCUAGGAAUAUUCUUACUAACACUAACGAUAUCUUCAGUUUUUCUUCACACGACUGUAUCGCGAAAACGUCAAAGUAUUUAUUACAUAUUGUGUGUACUUUGCAGUUUGUAAGCGACAAUUUAAAUACUCGGCACUCGUCCUAAUGGACACGUAUAAAUAUAUAGUUAGUUGUAGAUAUAUUAGUUUUACAUAUAUCGGAAUUGAAUCAUGCCCGAUUAUUAUUUAAAUAUAAUGUAUAUAAUGUUUGGUAUAAAAUGAAUGGUAUUUAAUGCAUGUUCCCGUUGGGCAUGAUUGUAUGUACAUUCGACCGUAUAUCCUAUCCGUUGGUUGGUCUUCCUAUUUACUUCCAACUUCUACUUAAUUACUAAGUCACGGUAUAGCCUUUGCUUUAAAUCCUGGCACUACCACAAUUGUGUACCGGACGGAGUAAGACCUCGGCCGCGAGAAACGCUUGAGCGUAUACAAAAGUAUGAGCGUCGAGCGUAAUCGCUCAGAGCGUUUUCAUUUCGUAGCCCUCGGGCUGAGGUUAGGCAAAUUGCUGUUGCAUCAAAUCCAAUUUUACGUGUAUCAUAUGACAGUUGCAGUUGAUGCAAUAUGCAUUUGCGAUUUGCAGUCGAAGAUAAAAAUGUAUUCACUAUCAUCUUUCCAAAAGUAUCGUGAUAAUGUAUUUUGAAGUUGUAUUUCCUAUAACAACGUAUUCCAAUGUCGUUAUUCCAAAUUGUUUUUGGUGAUUGUGAAAAAUGUGUUCCUUUUACUUGUCUCUACAAAAUUUCUAAUAUAACAAAAAAAGGUUUCCGCUUGUGCACGAAAGAUUUAGAUCAGUUUUUUUUCUGAUCCGUGUAAAAUGUAUGGGUCAAAAUAAUUUUCGGGAUCUUGAUUGUGACCACUCUGUCACGCUUGUAUAUUUGUCUUAUCAAAUAAAUAAAAAUAGUCGAGUGCUAUUGCAUGUCCUUCUAGCUGUAGAUUAUAUUUUACACGGGAAAAUUAAAAACUAAAUUUCAUCCCAUACAAAAAGCUCCACACCGUCAUAUUUGUUGGGGACAUAAGACAACGAACAACAAGCUUUUAUUUAACUUGCCCUGCUAGUAUGUUAGUUAGUGUGGGUGGAAGCUAAAUUUGACCCACUUCCCGAUUUCCGAUUGAGCUGAAAGUUUGCAUACAGUCGGGUGACAAUGCUAUAAUAUAGUACCAUCGAGCUGAUCUGAUGAUGGAGACAUGAUGCCAUAGGAAAUCUGUGAUGAAACAGGUCCACCUAAUGGUGCUUGGGGUGUUUAGAAUUGUCUCGAUGAGUAUGUGGUAAACAGGCCAGUCAGCGAUAAAAGCUUGUACCAAAAGUACUUUUGCCAAAAACUUAUUGUAUUAUUUCAAAUUUUAGAAACAACAUGAAAUAUUGUAGGUAACGUUUCGAAGUAAAGGGUACACGUUUUUUUCUGAAACCCGCCAUAUUCCCAAUUAUUUGGAUCUCGCGUCAGCUCCUCAAAAUUGUUUGAUCACUAACACAACCUCCCGCCAUUGAAAAUCUAGCAACCGUUAAACUACACCCAAGAGCCAUUGAAACGGAUCACUAUGUACAAACAUUUCCUUACGCAGUGAUCAGUGUUCAUAUUGAAUUGUGAAAUAACCUUACUCACUGUUUACAGAAAAACUAGUUUUGUACCAAACUGACGCUUGGCUUUUCUUUCACCUAUGGGCUGACGUAAAAGUUAAAUGUUAUGUAAGCGCUUGGCCGUUUCAACUCUGAUUUCUAUCAAAUAAACUAUCUAUUUCAAUUGAGACAAAACUAUUAUUAAUAUGCUUAAAAGUCCUAUUAUUUAAAUUCUAAAUUCCCUCGAGAAGUUUCAGGGAGAGCCACCACACUGUACACAAUGGUUACAUACGAAAUGGUUUUGCUGUCAGUUUGAAUGUGCAGUCGCAAUCACAUAUAUCGGAGCGGCCAAGGUGCUCACAAAGAUCCGAACACGCCUCUAUUGUCAAGGCGUCAGACAUUUUUGAGCACCUCUAUCGCUCCGAUGUAUCUGAUGGCGACUGCAAGUGCGUAUUAAUUCAGUAUAGUAAUUAUAGUAUUAAGACAUUAACAUAUGUCGAGGCCACGAACCAGAGUUGAAGCGGAAGCGAUAUUUUGGACUGUUCAGCAUUUAAGACUGUAUCGGAAUUUUAGUUGAGGCCUACGCUUUGGUCAGUCAUGUCUGAAAACAUCGACACGAUCGAAGUGCCAAAAUAUAUGUAUACACGACCUUAUGGCCCAUAUUAUAUUAGGGUAGUGUAUACAUAUUUUUGGCACUUUGUCCGUAUCGAUAUUUUCGGACGUGACCGUUGUAUCUUUUAGUGAGUACUGUGAUAAGGCAACUAACUCAUUGGACUUGUGCUCAAUAUGAUUUCAUUAUUUUCCACGUGUGUAAUCUAUAUCUAGGCUAAAGAAUACUAUACGAACCACUUAUGUAUGAAAAAUGUUAUUUAAGUAUAACUGAUGUAUGCUAGUCUUUAAAAUAAAUACCUAAAUUUGGUUAUAAGAAUAAAUAUAUACGUAAGUUCCCUUAUUAUAGAGUAAUUUCGAAAUAUUUUAGUAACUUAAAUUAGGUUUUGUAUUUACCGGUAGAGGGCGGUCGUAGCCUAUAAACGACUCGCUCGGUGUAGCGGCGCCACUGUGCUCACUCCCGCUCCCAUGUGUUGCUAUCUCUUUCGCCCCUACUAUGAAUUUGUAAGUGUGAAAGAGAAGUGUGUAUGACUGACCGACUGACUACCAUCAAAAUAAUUACUAGAAAAAAAUUGCUCGAUCAUUAAACAUUGUGCAACGAUUUUUCGAGUAGAUUUUAGUGUAAUUUAAUAUAUUUUGGAAUUUUUAUUUAUUUAUAGAAAUAGAAAUAAACCAUUAAAAAUUCGCAAUAAAAAACAAUUGCUUUAAUGGAUAAAUUAAAUCCUUUUUUUUUUGAUUGCGUGCUCUUCUUUACUUAAGAUUUUUUAUUGAAAAAAAAUAAAAAAAUCUACUUAUAAAAAAAUAAUUACAUUUACUCUUAUCUGCAAUUUGAACAUCUCCUACAUUGACCUGCUUCUGCCUUGGCAUCAGAGAUGACCCUACUUGCUGCGUAUAGCGUCACUUUGUACGUUAAGACAACGUAUAGACCAUGACGCAUGUAGCGUCAAGCGUCAAUAAUAGACAAAGACGUUCCUGUAGAGCCAAUUGGCGCAGUGGCGCCGCCCCGCGGCGCACUCUGAAAACAGCUCAGAAGGCGCGGGGUGCUCAAAAGAGAAACGAAUUUAGAUACAAACUACAGGGGAAAAGUUGGGGCGCUUUAGACAAACUAAAUCUGUAUGGAAAAAAACUGUGGGUAUAAAUUAUAGAAAAAUAUUUAAGUGCAAUGGUUUUUGCGGUGGGUUCUAUUUACUCCAAACCCCUAAACAGUAAUGUGUUUUUAAUCUUUGUUUCAUUAUUAUAAUCUAGAAAAGUAAGUGACAAAAUGGUUGUUUAUUAUUGUGACUAUUACCUAAAACACGCUCUUAGCAAAUACGCUGCACGAUGACGCUGGCAACGUCUACUGCGACCCAAUUGUAAAAAACAAAUGUAUGGCAAUCCAAUGACCGGCUUCCGCGUCGAGCGAAUUCGUUACUGUUACGGCAAAACAGCGUAUCUAGAUAGGAAAUAUGUAACAAGAUACAGAUACUGAAUAAUCCCUUUAUGUUUUUCCGGAAACGUUCGUAUUUAUCAUGCUACUUCAGUCAACCUCAGUACUUUAUUUAGUGAGACAAACUGAAAUAGCAUGACCCGUUCGUACGUUUUCGUGAAAAUACGAUGAGAAAGGAUUAUUCACUACAUCUGUACGCUGUUUUACCGUAACAGGGCAGUAGAGCGUGUUAGAAAAUAUACUAAUUUUGAAUUUCGAACACCGAUUUGUUUGUCUAAAUCAUCUUAGCUAUAAAUGAGCUCAAGUAAGGGUCGGACUGCGUUCAGAGUGGGCGGAUAGUUCUGUAUGUCUAGUUAUCCGAUACCUUCGUGGCUAUAUCUCCGAGGCGAUGGGCUUGCAUGGUCGCUGCUUCGACAAACCGCGGCCGUCUGUCGAUUCCUAAUGUAGGAACACACAGGCCGAUAUAUAUUUUGUCGUUUUUUAACGGAUUUCCCUAUUCUGUACAAUGUAAGUGCAACUUUACAGCAUGUCCUAUAAAAUGUUCCUCUUGAGUUACGAAAACUAAUAACAUUUUCGGUAUCGUACCAAAACUUUAAAAAAAUAUAAACAAAAGUGACUCGGGCGUUCGUCCAAUGACAUAAUUCCACAGAUACGAAAUGUUGGCAGAAUGCGUGUUGAUUUUUUUGUUUACAUUGUUUUAAGAUCCACAUGGAAUUAUUAUUAGUGUCGCUUACGAAUGCUAUUCUUGUAAUACUCUUGAAAAUAAUUAAUUAUUAUACGAAAAAAUUGUGUAGCAUUCGUAAGUGAUUCUAAGAUUCUCCUAUAGACACUAUUGUUAAAAAAAUGUUAAAUUUGGGCGCAUUCCAAUUUGUUCUACAAAUUGUGUAUGGGAUAAAUAAAUAGGAUUGAAUUUGGGUGAAGUGUAAUUUCUAUAGAACUCGUAAUUCGAAUGCAUACAUGUACAAAAGGUACCGUGCCUUGAGAAAUGUUCUUUAUUUUUUGUAAAUGCUUUUAGACGGUGCGGUGUACUUACGUAAUUGACAUACUUACGGACCAGAGAACUUACCGCGAACUUCCUUCGUCGAUUGAGGUAGAUAACGAAAUUUCUACUUUCACGGUAAGCCCUCAGAUUGCGGACUGGACGCAAAUGACGCGCGGCGCGUCCAGCGGCAAAUAAGGACACUCAUACAUUGCACUGGACCAAAUAUAUGAACGGCCUGGAAUUGCCGCUCGCCGCGCGCCGCUUGUGUCCAGUCCGCAGCCUCGGUUUUGCUUGGAAGAAACAAUGUCCGUUUGAAUUUUACGUAAAUACGCCGCAAGGACGACGGACGGCGCGGUCGCUUUGCCAAGUGCCCUAAUCGCUUAAUUUCAACUAUUUACUGUAAGUAGAAACCCAAAGAAACAGUACGUACAGAUGUCAAAAUGUAAUGGAAAUAAAAUGUUUUCUUAAUGAA